This is a messenger RNA of Sorex fumeus (smoky shrew), 1390 nucleotides long. It is a transcript of the gene MDH1, whose product is annotated as malate dehydrogenase 1. The record is from RefSeq and is a predicted model, not a curated record. Gene Ontology annotation, cellular component: mitochondrion; cytosol. Gene Ontology annotation, molecular function: L-malate dehydrogenase (NAD+) activity. Gene Ontology annotation, biological process: tricarboxylic acid cycle; malate metabolic process; oxaloacetate metabolic process. Lineage: Eukaryota; Metazoa; Chordata; Mammalia; Eulipotyphla; Soricidae. The transcript has 9 exons. The coding region runs from base 150 to 1154 and encodes 334 amino acids.
ACUACAGUUCCCAGAAGGCGCCGCGGGUCGGCAGUGGAACCUUUGCUCGCUCUCACCGGGCCCUCUCCCCAAGUCGAUUCAGCGGUAGAGGUGACCUGGCUUCCUGAGCUUCUCUGCAGGUGCUGAAAUUGUCUGCGCACUUCCCAGUCAUGUCUGAACCAGUCAGAGUUCUUGUGACUGGAGCAGCUGGUCAGAUUGCCUACUCACUGCUGUACAGCAUUGGAAAUGGAUCUGUCUUUGGUAAAGACCAGCCUAUAAUUCUUGUUUUGUUGGAUAUCACUCCCAUGAUGGGUGUCCUUGAAGGUGUCCUAAUGGAACUGCAAGACUGUGCCCUUCCCCUCCUGAAAGAUGUUAUUGCAACUGAUAAAGAAGAAAUUGCCUUCAAAGACCUGGAUGUGGCUAUUCUUGUCGGCUCUAUGCCAAGAAGGGAUGGCAUGGAGAGAAAAGAUUUGCUGAAAGCAAAUGUGAAAAUCUUCAAGUGCCAGGGUGCAGCACUGGACAAAUAUGCCAAGAAGUCAGUUAAGGUUAUUGUGGUGGGAAACCCAGCCAAUACCAACUGCCUGACUGCCUCCAAGUCGGCACCAUCCAUCCCCAAGGAGAACUUCAGUUGCCUGACUCGUUUGGACCACAACCGAGCUAAAGCACAGAUUGCUCUUAAACUUGGCGUGACUUCCAAUGAUGUGAAGAAUGUCAUUAUUUGGGGAAACCACUCCUCAACUCAGUAUCCAGACGUUAACCAUGCUAAGGUGAAACUGCAAGGAAAGGAAGUUGGUGUUUAUGAAGCUAUGAAAAAUGACAGCUGGCUCAAAGGAGAAUUUAUCUCGACUGUGCAGCAACGAGGUGCUGCUGUGAUCAAGGCUCGGAAGCUCUCCAGUGCAAUGUCUGCUGCAAAAGCCAUCUGUGACCAUGUCAGAGACAUCUGGUUUGGAACCCCAGAGGGAGAAUUUGUGUCCAUGGGCAUUAUCUCUGAUGGCAACUCCUAUGGUGUUCCCGAGGAUCUGCUCUACUCAUUCCCUGUUACAAUCAAGAAUAAAACCUGGAAGGUUGUUGAAGGUCUCCCUAUUAACGAUUUCUCCCGUGAGAAGAUGGAGCUUACUGCAAAGGAACUGACAGAAGAAAAAGAAACUGCUUUUGAAUUUCUCUCCUCUGCCUGACUAGACAAUCGUUUCGAUUUCAAUCAUGUUACUAAUUGCCCCAAAGUUGAAGAAUCUAAAUGUCGUCUUUGAUUCUAGUACCAAAUAAUAAUAAUGCUAUACUUAGAUUUCUUGUGGGAAAAAAACGAAAAACACAUUUUAAAGAUUGUGAGCUUCCUGGUACAAAUUUGUGACAGUUUAUCAUCAUGCUGUUAGUGCUGCAUUCUAAAUAAAAUGUGUGUUCAAGUGAAAAUGAA